GUACUGUUUAAAAUUACUGAGCCAUAUCUUACAGUAUCACUGGAGGGAGAAUAUCAAGUGAUUCACACACAAACUACAUGAUCUUUCUUUCCUGUUCUCUUGAAAUGCAAGACUUGCUCCUUUACUCUGCUUUGAGAACGGAAACACAUUCCAUGAACGUAGUGAAAGAUUUAUACCUGUUUACUUGAGUGAAUUAUAAGUUAUUAAGAAAGUAAGUGGAGUGUGAAACGACCAAGCAUGGAAACAAUUACAUCAAAAGAGAAGGGAGGUUAACAGCUUUGGGAGGAUCUCUAAGCAUCAACAAUAUCUUCUCUUCCGUCCAUCUCCCUUCAACGUCUGUACUAAAAGCUUACAUCUAUCUCUUGUCAUCAAUGAGAGUGAAAAGUCCAUGGCCAAGAUUAGAUUAAUGUGAUGAGUACAAGUGUCCCGCAUUUCCCCUUCUCCUCUUCACCAAAAUGGACAAAGUAGAACCUGAAACCUGCAUCAUGAUAUUUUCUCUCGGUAUAUAAGAGCAGCAUGUGUAGAUCCUGUGUCUACUUAUGAACACAAUCUGUUCCUAACACUGCAACUAGAAAACAUGGCUUCCGGAAUCACGCUUAUAUUUGUAAUUCUUAUAACAACCGUGAUGAUCAGCGAAGCAUCGUUUGGCGGAAGUCACGAACAUGUGCAUAUCCGAGUGCACAUUCCACAUAUAAUCAACGAAGUACACCACCAGAAAAAAAUUAUUCAUCACGAAAUCGAGCCCGAUCAUCACUACGAAGAUCAUGGUCAUCACGAUCACCACGGCUUCGACGACUUCGGAGGAGGUGACUUCGGAGGAUACGAGCAUCACGGGUACCCAUGAAUCGCCCAAAUGACAUGAGACUUAAAUAAUAUUUAUCGAAACAUUUGACUGACGUGUUUAUGUGUCGUCCUGCCUGAGUGUUACAGAAGUGUGGACAUGAGAUCGCCUGUUGUGCCACAGAACCUCGAGCAGGUAUAUUCACCUCACGAUGAAUGUAUUGAUCAGUGGACGCUCUGUCACAUUGACAUAAUUCAUUUUACAAGUCACCUUGAUAAUCGCCUAUUUUACGUUAUUAAAAAAUUGUUUUCGAUACAAAGUCAGAUAGAUCGGUACUUCCGAUUAUAAUUUUUAUUCAUUCUGUGUUUUACCUAUGUGUUUCAUUUUGCCUGCUACGGCCUGAAAUUACAGGAUAGAGUAUGGCAGUUUUCCUCUCACGGAAGACGACAGAGAAUCACACAGCUUUUUGUAUAAGCAGGAAGCACAAGUUUACAACGCCCCUCCACUAAAUUUCGAAGAUUUUUUAUAGUCAUAUUGCUACAGAAAAAGUAUUUAUUGCACUAAACUCCAAUAAAUAUAAAUUAUAUUCGCUUUUUCUGUAGCCUUGCUGGGAAAAAUAAAGCACGUUAUUUUCCUCGGCAUAUGCAUGAAGCCCCUUAGCUGUAAAAAUGUUUCUUACCAAUCCCAUCCGGGUAAGAUAAUUAAAUUGAUACAUUUAUUAAAUAUCAGCAAAUGUACGAAUUUUAUCAUAAAGCUGACUUACGCUCUUCAGAUUCGACACUGUAUUUGUGCAGCGCUCUAGGAAAAUCACAUUAAUGUUGAUGACUACGAUUUAUUAAUGUUCUGACACGUAUUUGGGAAUAUUCAUAAGUGCAGCGGAAUUUUUUAAUAUUCCUGGUCUAUUAUCUAGUGAACCUUGUGUUUAAAUCAUGAUACACGUCGAUGGUGACAGCUUCCAGGACAGGGUAAAGCUGACGGCGUUCCACUUUAUCAACGACGAA
Molecule: messenger RNA, 1782 nt
Organism: Zootermopsis nevadensis
Lineage: Eukaryota; Metazoa; Arthropoda; Insecta; Blattodea; Termopsidae
Source: RefSeq, a predicted model, not a curated record